Cercospora beticola is the source of this 624-nucleotide messenger RNA. RefSeq names its product glycoside hydrolase family 11 protein. Gene Ontology annotation, molecular function: hydrolase activity, hydrolyzing O-glycosyl compounds. Gene Ontology annotation, biological process: xylan catabolic process. NCBI's taxonomy places the organism in Eukaryota, Fungi, Ascomycota, Dothideomycetes, Mycosphaerellales, Mycosphaerellaceae. The record is from RefSeq and is a predicted model, not a curated record.
AUGAAGUUCUCUUUCACAGCUCUUCUUUCUGCCGCAGGCGCAGCUCUGGCAGCUCCGGCCUCCCUGGAGGAGCGUGCCACUCUCAACUAUGUGCAGAACUACAAUGGUGCUGCUGCAAACUUCAAGUACAACCAAGGUGCAGGCACCUACAGCUUGAACUGGAACGGAAACACCGACGUCGUAGUCGGCCUUGGCUGGACCACAGGCAGUGCCAGAACCAUAAACUUCUCCGGCAGCUACAACCCCGGCAGCAGCGGUUCCUACUACACCGUCUACGGCUGGCUCAACUCCCCCCUAACCGAAUACUACAUCGUCGAAAACUACGGCUCCUUCAAUCCCUGCACCGGCUCCGGUGUAACCCAACAAGGCUCUGUAACCUCUGAUGGCUCAACAUACCAAGUCUGCACUCACACCCAAGUCAACCAGCCUUCGAUCGUCGGCACGGCAACUUUCACUCAGUUCUUCUCUGUGAGACAGAGUAAGCGGACUUCCGGGUCUGUUACUACUGCGAAUCAUUUCAAGUAUUGGGCUACGAAGGGCUUUGGGAACAGUAAUUUCAACUAUCAGGUUUUUGCGACUGAGGCUUUUAGUGGGUCGGGGAGUGCGUCGGUUACUGUUUCUUGA